Debaryomyces fabryi is the source of this 822-nucleotide messenger RNA. RefSeq lists its product as uncharacterized. The coding region runs from base 1 to 822 and encodes 273 amino acids. NCBI's taxonomy places the organism in Eukaryota, Fungi, Ascomycota, Pichiomycetes, Serinales, Debaryomycetaceae. The record is from RefSeq and is a predicted model, not a curated record. The transcript is spliced from 2 exons.
AUGUCUUUUGAGAAUAAAAACUUAUACCAUUUAUUAGGUAACGAUGUUGAAGAUGAUUCAACUCCAAAGCUUCCAAUUAGAGAGGUAGUUAAGAACACCACCUCAUCCAAGAAGUCCGAUGUUCCACCACCAUCGGCUGACCCAGCUAAGGCUAAGAAGAAGUCCAAGGCUACCGGUAACGAAGGUGCUUUCAAGAACAAGCCAGAUAACAAGAAUGUCUCUGCUCCAUCCGCUACUCCAUCUAAACACUACAAGAAGCCAUUCGACCGUCACUCCAGAUCCAACAAGUCUGACGGUAAGAAAUUCAAGGAAGGCGAAAAGAGAGAAUUCGAAGCUGAAGUCGAUGCUGUCUCCGAUGCUGUCGAAGAACUCGAAACCGGUGAUGCCGCCGCUGUCGAUGAAGCUGACGCCACCCCAAAGCAAUCUUUAUCUGAUUACUUUGCUCAAUUACAAGCCAAGCAACAAGAGUUAGACGGUAAGAAGAACCUUAGACCAGCUAACGCUGGUAGCGAAGACAAAUGGACUGCCGCCGAAAAGAUCCAAAAGGAACAAGAAGCUUACUUUGCUCCAUCUGUUGCCAAGAAGGCCAAGGCCAAGGCCGCUAAGGAAAAGAAGUUCUUAGAUAUCGAAGCUUCCUUUGCUGACCAAACUGCCAACUCCAGACCAUCCGAAUCCAGAAGAGGUGGUAGCGAAAGAGGUGGUUUCAACAAGAGAGGUGGAAAGAGAGGUGGCGAAAGAGGUGGCUUCAACGGUAAGAAGCCAGCUCCUUCUUCUUCUGCUAAGAAGCCUGCUGUCAAUGACAAGAACUUCCCAUCAUUGUAA